CAGAUUCAACUACAACCUUUUAAUAAUUUCCAUGUUAAGCGAAUCGUGUUCUCGUUUUGACACCCUAGUUUUAGCCAUUAAGCAAAAUUAUUUAUGUAAUGUUUUCAAUUAAUGCAAUUAAUGUUGUCUUUUUCUCAUACAAUCAUGCUUGAUCUCUGUCUCUCACAUAAUUCUUGGUUGAACUCUACUAGCCUUAUGCCUCAUGUGCUCGGCAGUUGGUAGUAAAGGCAUGGUUAUCUAAAAUUAUUCCUUCUUUAUAACGAUAUGAUACUUAUAUGAUGUCCAAAUUAAAAAAAUGUAAUAAUAAAAGAAGUGUAGGUGUCUACUUCCAUGGCUUCUCUUCUAGCAUUUCAUCUUCUCUGUAUCCUCUCUAUCAUGUCUUUCUCCAAAGCUUCACAAUUUCCUUCUCUUAUGUCCAUAGCUUGUACGUCAACAACUCAAGAGGCUAUUAAACCCAUAAAAUUAAAAACUCUUCUUGAUAAUCUCACAGCUCAAGUGACAAAAACCAGGUUCAUAACCUCAACUGUUAGUCUCGGACCUAACGGCUACAUCAAUGGAGUCAUGCAAUGCCUCGCUAAUAUAAAUCCAGCCCAAUGCACCUUCUGUAUCCAAAAAGCUAAACAAACCGUUCAAAGUCUGUGCCCAAAUAAUACUCCUUCUGUAACAGCUUGGUUUGAUGGCUGUUACCUUAACUAUUAUCAGAGCCAUGUGAAAGUAUCUCGUGCAGAUCUUGAAGUUACUAGCUGUUCUUGCUCAAACCAAGCUUGUAAGAUCCAGGACUCUGUUAAUUUUGAACUGGGUCUUGAAACACUGCUUCUAAAGCUAAGAGCUAGUAUUUAUGACUACAGUAAUAACUUGCAUGGGCUUUCAAGCAUUAGGUAUGGUAAUAAUGGUAGCAGAAUUUAUGCAGCAGUUGAGUGUGUUAAGUCUUUAUCGCCAAAAGAUUGCGAAGUUUGUGUAGUAAAAGCCAUUGAAAAGCUUUAUGAGCAAUGUGGUGGUAAAGAAGGAGGAAUAGUAGCUUCUGGGUAUUGUAUUGUUCGAUAUGAGAGCUAUAAGUUCUUUUCCUGCUUUGAAAUCCACGGCGGAAGUGGCGGCGACGGCAGCGAUAGUGGUGGUGGUGGUGAUGGUGGAGUACAGGCUGUGACAGUAAAGGAUUGGAAGAAAGAGAAAACUGGAUUUAAGGUGAAAAUAAGCUUGUUAUGGGGAGUUGUUGUUGUAUGUCUUAUGGCGAUUGUUUUUUGUGCUUGGUUAUCGAAAAGAGCAAUUAUUAAUAAAGCCAGAGUUGCCGCAUUUGGUUAAUUUGUUGAUUAUAUAUAGAAAGAGACAAU
Molecule: messenger RNA, 1328 nt
Organism: Jatropha curcas
Lineage: Eukaryota; Viridiplantae; Streptophyta; Magnoliopsida; Malpighiales; Euphorbiaceae
Product: putative cysteine-rich repeat secretory protein 24
Source: RefSeq, a predicted model, not a curated record